AUGUCCGCCCCCGAAUACUUUCAGCGCCAAAUGAGUUACAUUCUCGAGGGUCAAGAAGGCGUCGUAAACAUGAUCGACGACAUUUUGGUUUUUGGCCGCGACCGUGCAGAACACGACAGCCGGCUCCAAUCAGUGCUAGCUCGACUGAGAAACGCCGGGCUGACCCUGAACAAGUCGAAAUGUCAAUUCGGCGUCACAAGCGUCAAGUUCCUCGGCGUAGCUAUCUGCGGCAGCGGUAUUUCACCGGACCCAGACAAGCUUGCUGCUGUCAAGAGCAUGGAACCUCCAUUCGACGUCGGUGGCGUCCGCAGACUAUUGGGCAUGGUAAAGCACGUGGGACGGUUCUUACCCCAUCUGUCAGAGGUGACGGCACCUAUUCGAGGACUGCUCAACAAAAGAAGUGACUGCAGGGCGUUGGGACUGGCCCAGCAGGUCGCCUUCCAGAAGUUGAAAGACAUGUCGUCCAACAUCUGCAUGGCUAACUACCACCCACCGUACCCGACCAUCGUAUCCGCAGAUUCCAAGCAAAGGUACAGCCAAACGGAAAAGGAGGCCUUGGCAGCUGCAUGGGCUGUCAAGCAGUUUGAAGAGUAUGUCCGGGGCUUACACUUCACCAUCGAAACCGAUCACUUACCGCUCACGUCCUUGCUUUGUUCCAUGGAUGUCGAUGCUUUACCACCAAGGAUCCAAAGGAUUCGACUGAAACUCAUGAGGUACCAGUACACGGUAUUGUACGUUCCAGGGAAGCUGCUGGCAACGGCUGAUACCCUCUCAAGAGCCCCCGUCACAUCAGCGUCUCCAGCAGAAGGAAACCAAGUGGAGUUGGUCCAGCGUGCCGAGCCUCUCCUGCCAACACCUUCAGUGGAGUACCCAUGGCACCAAGUGGGUGUAGAUUUGUUCCACUUGGAGGGACAACAUUUUCUGCUGCUCGUGGACUACUAUUCACGCUAUCCAGAGGUUAUCACGCUACGCAACACUUCUAGCCAAGCGGUGAUAUCGGCUAUCAAGAGUGUCAUGGCUCGAUUCGGCAUACCGGAAGUGCUUCGAAGUGAUAAUGGCCCCCAGUUCUCGUCACACGAGUUCUCAAGUUUUGCCCAGAGCUAUGGGUUUAGACACAUCACUAGCAGUGCUGGUUAUCCUCAAUCGAAUGGUGCGGUGGAACGGGCUGUUAAGACUGUGAAGGAUCUUUUCCGCAAGAGCAACGACCGGUUCCUGGCACUGCUGGCGUAUCGUGACACGCCAGGGGUCACAGGGUACAGCCCGUCCCAACUUCUCAUAGGGCGACGGUUACGGACACGCAUUCCCAGGGACCCGGCCAAGCUGUCACCGGACCUACCACGACCAGACGUCGUCUUCCAAAAGGACGCCGCGGCUAAGGAAAGACAAACUCGAGACUUCAACCGUCUGCAUGGGGCGAGAGUGCUCCGGGACCUCUCUUCAGGAGACUUAGUGUGGGUAACUGAUGCGGAGUGCCGGGCCCAAGUUCUUAGCCGGAUGCCAGCGUCCCCGAUUCUACAUCGUGGAAACUCCCAGCGGAGUUAUACAACGAAACCGCCGGCAUCUCGUGCCUUAUUCCCCAGAUCUCAGUGCGUCAUCCCCAGUCUCCCUUCCGAGCUCGAGCCCAAACCAGGAGCUCAGACUCAGCCAGGAAGAACCAUCACAUGGCCAGCACGACACGAGUACCAGCGCAGACCCUGA
Messenger RNA from Rhipicephalus sanguineus (brown dog tick), 1698 nucleotides. RefSeq lists its product as uncharacterized. Gene Ontology annotation, molecular function: nucleic acid binding. The record is from RefSeq and is a predicted model, not a curated record. Bases 1 to 1698 code for a protein of 565 amino acids. Gene Ontology annotation, biological process: DNA integration. Lineage: Eukaryota; Metazoa; Arthropoda; Arachnida; Ixodida; Ixodidae. The transcript has 3 exons.